Molecule: messenger RNA, 638 nt
Organism: Paralichthys olivaceus (Japanese flounder)
Lineage: Eukaryota; Metazoa; Chordata; Actinopteri; Pleuronectiformes; Paralichthyidae
Source: RefSeq, a predicted model, not a curated record
CGCUCCCUGUUAGCUGAAGCUGCUGCAAAGAGACACACGUUCGAUUCCGGCUUCAGUUUCAGAGGAGCGACGCGCGUUUCUCCGCUGCGGUUCAGUGUCGGAAGUGUAAAGGAGAGAUCAGGGAGUCAGCUCCGGGUUCACUGGGUGAGGAGGGGUCGCUUCCUGUCCCGGGCUGUGACAGUGCGUGUGUUCCCCGCCCUGCUGCGUGAUCCCGCGGGUUGAAGGAGAUCAGACACCGCGAGUCGGAAGAGAUGGCGAAAGACUGUGUCUCGAAGGUGGAGCUGUGCAUCUCCUGCACGAACCUGCUGGAUAAAGAUGUCGGCUCGAAGUCUGACCCUCUGUGUGUGCUGCUGCAGGGCACAGGAGGAGACAAAUGGACUGAGCUGGGUCGAACUGAGAGGUUGAACAACACCUCCAGUCCGUCCUUCAGUCAGCGUCUCAAGCUGGAUUAUCACUUUGAGACGGUUCAGAAUCUGAAGUUGGGGGUGUACGACAUCGACAACUCCUCCGUUGACCUCAGCGACGAUGACUACCUGGGUGGUGUCGAGCUAACACUGGGACAGAUCGUUUCCAGUAAAAGUGUGACCAGACCUCUGCAGCUGAAGAAAGGCAAACCUGCAGGGAAAGGAACCAUCACU